Molecule: messenger RNA, 741 nt
Organism: Zychaea mexicana
Lineage: Eukaryota; Fungi; Mucoromycota; Mucoromycetes; Mucorales; Lichtheimiaceae
Exons: 5
Coding region: 92-631 (179 amino acids)
Source: RefSeq, a predicted model, not a curated record
UUCCAUUUUACACUUUUUUUACCAAUGUUUUCACCUCUAAAUCAUAUUAAUCCUUUACAUCAUCUCAAUCCUCUUUAAUAGCUCUUUCAAAAUGCCUAUCGACUGCCAGCUCUUCAUCACUCUCUACAAAGUCACCAUCAACGUCCCCAACGCCACUCUCAAGCCUACCUUGGAAGCCAUUUUGGAGGCAAUGGAUCAUGUCCCAGUUGAAACUACUAAGGAGACACUUAGAGGUUACUUGGCAUAUCUCAACGAUCUGAUGCAAAUGGAGGCUGAUUGUGAAGCUCUGGUCCAACAGCAACAACAACAACAAGAAGACUUAGAAGAAGAAGUCGUGUAUUUGACUCCUACUGAAGAUGAAGCCUCUGACGUCGAGGAACUCCAACCCUGGGAAGCAGCAAUGCGUGAGGACCCCUUCUACCACAAUUUUGGGUCCACAAGUAACCAACUAGCUAAAGUCUACAAAAAGUUCCAUACUUUGGCUACCCCUAGACAUGGUGCUCCUCUCACUUCAGUCAUCCUUGAGCUUAAUACCACUACGGUUGCUACUGCAUCAGCUUGUUGUAUUCAUACAGACGAAGAUAUAGAAGGCGUCAACUUUUUUAGUUAUAUCCGUAACUACAACGAAUAGCAACCAGAGCAAAUCAUCAACCAUGCAAUCAGUGGAACACCCUUUGAAGCCUUAACCAAAAUUGAUAAAGUCCGUCCAUGCCAUCUUGUGCGCUUACCUCCACUACAAGA